Messenger RNA from Meloidogyne enterolobii, 399 nucleotides. NCBI's taxonomy places the organism in Eukaryota, Metazoa, Nematoda, Chromadorea, Rhabditida, Meloidogynidae. The record is from the annotation of a GenBank genome assembly.
AUGGAUAAAUUUUGGAAGGAAAAUAUUUUUGGUGAAUUAAAUUACAAAAAAUAUUUCAAAUAUUUUUUGAUAAUUACUUGUUCUUUAAAUUCUGAAGAGGAAAAUGGAGAUUCUCUUUUUGGAUUUAUGAAAUCAAAAAUUAGAAAAGCAAUGGAAAUUUGGUCAAAAGAAAAAGAAUUUACAGUUCAUUUGGAAAAUAAAACCGUAGAAACAAAUUUAAAAGAAAAUCUUUUGGAGUAUAGAAUUUUAAGUGGAUAUGAAGAAAAAGGGAGAUGUAGAGUUGAUGAGGAGUAAGUUUAAUUUUAUUAGAGACCCUGAAAGUUAAAAUUGGAAUGGCUGUGGGAUGGGAUUGUAUGGAUUGCGGGAACUUUUCAAAUAAUCGCACUUUUUCUCGCACUU